Sciurus carolinensis (gray squirrel) is the source of this 1115-nucleotide messenger RNA. RefSeq names its product chromosome 14 C9orf153 homolog (gene C14H9orf153). The transcript has 6 exons. The record is from RefSeq and is a predicted model, not a curated record. Lineage: Eukaryota; Metazoa; Chordata; Mammalia; Rodentia; Sciuridae. The coding region runs from base 141 to 1115 and encodes 324 amino acids.
UGGCAGAAGGCAUCACAUGGAGUGUGCAAAUUCAGGAUUCCAUCCUACACAUCAAGUGCUGCUGCCACCACGAAGCAAACCAGGAGAAGCCAACCUGCAACUUACCUGCACCAGGAGUUAGGGAAUAAAUUUCCAGCACAAUGUCCUUCCUGAGAGACAACAAUUCAGCUAAAGAUGGUAGUACACCAUCAUUUCAGAGAUGUUCGCUGCCAGAAUUAUAUGCAUCGGUUGAAAAUUUUAGGAAGAACAGAAAGAAAUCAAUUCUCCUAAAAACUCAUGGCAUUUCAGUUAAGGAAGCACAGAAAAUACUUAGUAAAAACCUGAGUGACAAGUCAUUCAUCAGCAGAACUGGUGUGAAAGAAGACCCUCAGUCUCUCUUCAUGAAUACAGUGGUUAAAAAAGAGGAUGAAAAUCUAGAAUCCAUGGCUGAACUUCUCCACCGCACCUUACUGAUGGACCCUCUCCCUCCAGUCCAGCAGCUCUCCAAGUCCCAAAAGAGACUGGCUCAGAGUGGGAUCCCUCCUCCCAUACACACAUUUCCUUAUAACAUUGUGGAUAAACAUUCCAGUGCUUUCCCAAAGGCUGCCAUCAUGAAGAAGAUUCAGAGCAUCAAAAUAUUAGGCAAAAUUGGCCUUUUUGAUUCCACCCAAGAAAAGCCCAUCUAUGAAGACAAAGUUCCCAGAUAUUUUUCAGUAGACCCAGAAAAACAAUUCAUGGAUCUAAGGGAUCUGGAAUGGAAAUAUGUUAAGGGGCUUGUAAAAUGGAAGUACACUACUCCAGUUUCAUUUGAGGACGUAAAAUACAACACUGAGAAGAGAUUUGUAGAGAGCCAGAAUAUGCCUGGUUUUAUUUCCCCACCUCUAGUUCAUAAGUCUUUUGUCAUUUAUCCUGCAAUCAAUUUUCAAAAAGAAAACCUCCUGAAACCUGUUUUUCGCUGGUACCCUCCUACUCUGGGCAGUUUUGACCCAGACCAGAAAAGACGAGAGUGUGGCAGGUGUGUGGCGCUGGGUGUGGUUGGCUCUACGUUCGGGAACAUUCCCCUGGAUGUGGGUGUUGCCCCAGGAUCUUUUUCUCUUUGGCAGCUUCCUGGUUCCACAUGUUCCUCAGCGGCCUAG